CUCCCUUUUCUAGAAUCUGGAUACUUCUUCUAUCACAAUGGCAUUGCCAAAGCCAGGAGAAGACGCAGUCUUCAACACAAACUUCAUUUGGAAAAGGACUCCAGGGUGAGGAAAGCUGUGCAGCAGGAGGGCUUCAGCAGAAGGAAACGAGGAUAUAGAGACAUCAAUGACAUUGACAUCAACAUGAACGACCCUUUAUUUACGAAGCAAUGGUACCUGAUUAACACUGGUCAAGCAGAUGGGACUCCUGGACUUGACCUUAACGUAGCUGAAGCAUGGGAACUGGGAUACACAGGGAAGGGAGUAACCAUAGGAAUUAUGGAUGAUGGAAUCGAUUAUCUGCAUCCUGAUCUUGCAUCCAAUUAUAAUGCCAAAGCCAGCUAUGACUUCAGCAGUAAUGAUCCCUUUCCCUAUCCCCGCUAUACAGAUGACUGGUUUAACAGCCAUGGGACAAGGUGUGCAGGAGAGGUGUCUGCUGCUGCCAACAACAACAUCUGCGGCGUGGGAGUUGCUUACAACUCCAAGGUGGCAGGUAUUCGAAUGCUUGACCAGCCAUUUAUGACAGACAUUAUUGAGGCUUCCUCCAUCAGUCAUAUGCCUCAAGUCAUAGAUAUAUAUAGUGCCAGCUGGGGACCAACUGAUAAUGGGAAGACUGUGGAUGGACCUAGAGAGCUAACACUGCAAGCAAUGGCAGAUGGUGUGAACAAGGGUCGGGGUGGCAAAGGCAGCAUCUAUGUCUGGGCCUCUGGAGAUGGGGGCAGCUAUGAUGACUGUAACUGCGAUGGUUAUGCAUCGAGCAUGUGGACCAUCUCCAUCAAUUCUGCCAUAAACGACGGACGGACAGCUCUGUAUGAUGAAAGUUGCUCUUCAACCUUAGCCUCCACCUUUAGUAACGGGAGGAAGAGAAAUCCGGAGGCCGGCGUGGCUACAACGGAUUUGUAUGGCAAUUGCACCCUGCGUCACUCAGGCACAUCUGCAGCUGCCCCCGAAGCAGCCGGAGUGUUCGCCCUGGCCCUGGAGGCUAACUUGGAUCUGACAUGGAGAGACAUGCAGCAUCUGACAGUGCUCACCUCCAAGAGGAACCAGCUCCAUGAUGAAGUUCAUCGAUGGCGUAGGAAUGGUGUUGGGCUGGAGUUCAAUCAUUUGUUUGGCUAUGGUGUCCUAGAUGCAGGAGCAAUGGUUAGGAUGGCAAAAGACUGGAAGACUGUUCCCGAGAGAUUCCAUUGUGUCGGAGGGUCGAUACAGGAACCUGAGAAGAUACCACCAAGUGGCAAGCUGGUCCUCACACUGACAACUGAUGCUUGUGAGGGGAAGGAAAACUUUGUCCGAUACCUUGAACAUGUCCAGGCAGUUAUAACUGUGAAUUCCACUCGACGAGGAGACCUCAACAUCAACAUGACCUCACCGAUGGGAACAAAGUCCAUUUUGCUGAGCCGGCGCCCCAGGGAUGACGACUCCAAGGUGGGUUUUGACAAAUGGCCUUUCAUGACCACACACACUUGGGGAGAAGACCCCCGAGGCACCUGGGCUCUAGAGAUUGGGUUUGUUGGUGGCCAGCCCCAGCGGGGUGUGCUGAAGGAGUGGACAUUGAUGCUGCACGGGACUCAGAGUGCACCGUACAUAGACCAAAUAGUAAAAGAUUAUCAGUCCAAACUGGCCAUGUCCAAGAAGGAAGAGCUGGAGGAAGAAUUAGAUGAAGCAGUGGAGAGAAGCCUGAAGAGUAUACUGAGCAAGAACUAAUGCUUUUCUGCAUGACAGUGUCUUUCCUUCCCCAGACCCCUCCACUCACCUUUCUACUAUCCAAACCUCUGUGUUAGGCAUACUACAAUGAUCGUCUCUGUAGCCAAAUUAUCACCCUUUCUAGAUUUUAAAGUCUUAUAUCUCAUCAGUAAUUAUUUUAAUUACCAUUGAAGCAAUCCUUUUUUACUCUAAACCACAAAUGUACUGUGUCCCUCCAAAUACUAUGUACAGUUUGUGACUGCAAAUUAUUAUUUUUUUUGUGUCAUACAAAUA
Molecule: messenger RNA, 2013 nt
Organism: Acanthisitta chloris (rifleman)
Lineage: Eukaryota; Metazoa; Chordata; Aves; Passeriformes; Acanthisittidae
Gene: PCSK2
Product: proprotein convertase subtilisin/kexin type 2
Exons: 11
Biological process (GO): protein processing
Cellular component (GO): Golgi membrane; trans-Golgi network
Molecular function (GO): serine-type endopeptidase activity
Source: RefSeq, a predicted model, not a curated record